Messenger RNA from Liolophura sinensis, 3072 nucleotides. Its product is annotated as DDB1- and CUL4-associated factor 10-like. The record is from RefSeq and is a predicted model, not a curated record. NCBI's taxonomy places the organism in Eukaryota, Metazoa, Mollusca, Polyplacophora, Chitonida, Chitonidae. Gene Ontology annotation, cellular component: Cul4-RING E3 ubiquitin ligase complex. Gene Ontology annotation, molecular function: protein binding.
AAACACCACUGUAUGUGUUCAGAUGUGACUGUACUUCUGUUAUGUAGUCUAGCUCUUUGUUUGUUUUAGGAUAUGAAAGUUGUGUUUGCGUUGAAAACUUCUCUGAAUCACCAUGAGCGGAACACACAACAACCUGGCGGGUGAUACAGCGCAUGAUUUCAGACCGUGGCAAUGGCUUUUUCAUCGCCAGAAGAACUGUGGCAAUCUCGACGUUUUGUGAACACUUCGUCUCAUUAUGGCUUGCCGUCUGGCGUGGUACCAUCCUUGUAUUCGAACAUGAAAUGUGUGAACUCAUGGGACCCUCUGAAAACCUCCGACCACACCCACCAUAAAGCCAUAUUUAACUUUGACUUUUCUCCAGAUGGAAAACUGCUGGUCGCAGCCUGUGAAGGAGGAAGUGUGUUAUUCUUUGACCCUCUCAAUGCCAGUCUUAUCAAUCACAAGAACAAAGCACACUCUGACUGUGUUAAUUGUGUGAGGUUUUUAGACAGCCGACUAUUUGCAACAUGUUCAGACGACACCACUGUGGCCUUGUGGGAUGCUCGCUACCUGAAGAAUAAGGUGCGAACACUGACGGGACAUUUGAGCUGGGUGAAGAACAUUGAAUAUGCCAGUAACAUUGGACUUCUUGUUACCUCUGGUUUUGAUGGCUGUGUGUAUACAUGGAACAUUAAUAAGUAUCAGAAACGGAAACCAUCGUUUAAACAUGUCUUUCAUACGGCGGGCCUGAUGCGGUCUAAACUGACACCUGACAAUUCUCGCCUCAUCAUUUCAUUGUCACGAGGGUAUAUUAUCAUCAUCCAUGACUUAGAUCUGUUCUCGCUGAGCACGGAUCUCCAUGGCUUCAAGCCCCAACAUGUACAGACUAAUCCAGCUGAGCACAGAGAUGCCUAUACGCAUGAACACCUAGAGCACUACAAUCAUCAUUUCCACAGAUCUCGUAACAGGGUAGAGUUUAUCUCAGACUCUAAGGAUGUUGACGCAGAAGUGAUAUCUUCUCUGCAGAUUCAUCCGCAGGGCUGGUGCAUUCUAACCAGAAGUACAAGCAGCAAUGAGCAGACUGAGUUCACAUGUGUCCACGACAUUCAGAAACUAGAUCCAACCUCGAGGGAGGUUGGUGAUAAUGGACUUCAAAAAAAGAGGUUACGCACAUCAUCACAAUCUUCCGAGGGCCAGAGAUGGGCAAUAAGUCCCUGUCUGAGACCGGUUGGCUUCAAUGCUAGCUCUUCCCCUUGUGGCGGGGACGUUCAGGAUGCAGACUAUUCAGAUGAGCCUUCUUCCAACGUUAGUGGUGAGGAAGCUGUAUCAGAUACGCAGGAAACUGAAGAAGAUGAUGGUGAGGAAGAUGUAGAGGACAGUCCAGAGGGAAACUCUGGUAGGGUUCAGAUUGACAUGGCGAUAUUUGAAGAGCUUUUCAGGGCAAGCCCCUCUCAAAGACACCCAGAUCACCCUGACCAUGGUCAACGUGACCUAGCCACAAUCAGGAUACCCGCUUCAGAGGAGAAUCCUGAACGUCUCGUUCUUAACAGGAGUGUCCAGCCAGACAGCAAUUCUAGUGAACCAGCUUCCGGCACAUCGUCAGGACCGAGUACCUCCAAUCCGGACCCUUCUGGUCAAAGAACUGAUGCUGCAAGAGCAUUGGAGAGAGAGGCAGCCCAGGCUUUGGAGUAUCUGACAUUCAGGCUAACAGGAGGGACAAGGGAGGCCACUCGGAAACGGAAGCUAGACCAUGGACCACCAACGAAGAACAAAAGCCGCAUACAAGAGAAUCAGCCUCGUUUGAUCUGCUACGCGGAAGAACCAAACGUCGGGAGAGGUUUCAUUAAGGAACAGUGUUUCAGCACUGACGGACGACUGGUCUGCUCCCCCUUCGGCUGGGGGGUGAGAUUGCUGGCCUUCAACCCUUCCUGCGCUGAACUGUGUGACUGCGUGCCUGAAGCUCCUGUGAAAAUGUAUGAGGUUGCCUCAAAUAUGUGUCACAGUCAUGUUGUGGUGACGUCUAAAUUCUCACCUGUCCAUAGUCUUUUAGUAUCUGGGUGCCUUAAUGGUAAGGCAUCUUUUUGCCAACCUGUCCUUUAAUUUUGUAGCAAGGUCAUGUUUUGUGGCGAUUCAGUUUUGUGAGCUCAAGAUUCUUUUUGCUGUAUACAAUAUAAUGAAUUCUUGCCAGAGUUGAGGACACUCCUCUUGUAAUGCACGUACAUGUAGUUCAGGGCAUGAAUGUUUUCUCUUCUGGACAUAUUCCCCAGUCACCCUUAUCUGAUUGUUCCUUUCAUACACAUUUUGAAUUUCUUCAUUACGUAAAAUGUACAUAUGUCUUAAGAAUUUAGAUUAGGUUGCAUAUAUGAUCAUUAGAAUUAAUAUGUGUGACAUUUCCUGCAAGGUUUGUAGAAACGUGUACACCGUAUUUAGGAAAGCUCAUCAGUUACUUGCCAAAGGCUGAUGGUUUAUUUUGUAGGCAUUCCGGUUCCAUCCACGCAUGAAACUGUGAACCAUUGUAUAGUGAAAUAGUCUUGAAUACAGCGUUAAAUACCAGUGAAUCAAACAGUGAAUAGCUUUUGAUAUAAAUAGCAAGGAAAAUGGCGAAUAAAAAGUUGACAAAAUAAAGGAAAUUCACAGGAGCAUUAUUUCCAGGAGAGAAUAUGUCUAGAAGAGAAAAUAAGACCUUAGUCCGAUUGAAAUCGGAUCAUAUGCAAACGUGACCCCUGAGCACUUCCGAAGGCACUUCGGUUUCCUCCGCACAUGAAACUGGCUACCCUCGUAUUUAAGUGAAAGAUACCAGAGUGAGGCGUAAAACAAUGAAGUAAAUGAAUAUGUAAACGGCUGACAACAGUUAUUAUCUGUAUCAAUACAGGAGAUAUGGUUCUCAAACCAGUCAGAGGCCUGGUGAUGUUACGGUGACGCGCAUGUGUGACGUCACAUCUGUCAUCUAUCAGAAUUGGCCCAAAGAAUGAAUGAUUGUAUGGCUUAAAACCACGUCAGCAUUAUUUCAGUCAUAUCGCAUUAUCGCGGCGAAUGGCCAAAAGAUCUAUAUUGAUUCGUCAAUAGUGAUGUUUCACGAAGUUACUGAAAAUC